GGAUAGCCCCCUCCUCCCUGUCACUCCCCCCAGCUCUCACUUUGCUGUUAGAGAAGCCGUUAGUGUCGGAGGCAGUAGAAGAAGCAGCGGCUGCAGAUGCCUCCAGCUCCCCGGAGCAGAGUGAGGAUCCCAGAGCACAAUUUCCCCCCACCUGAAGGGAACGAUGACCCCAAGGAACAUCUCCACCACCCAAAGCCUCUUCCCGGCCAUGGCCAGUAACUCCAGCCAGCAGUUCAUGGGGCUGCAGCUCAUCCACUCCUACAAAGCCCUCAUCAUCCCCUGCUACUCCCUGGUGGUCUUCACCGGCAUCUUUGGCAAUUACCUGCUCAUCUAUGUCAUCUGCCGAACCAAGAAGAUGCACAACGUCACCAACUUUCUGGUGGGCAACUUGGCGUUCUCCGACAUGCUCAUGUGUGCCACCUGUGUGCCCCUCACCUUGGCGUACGUUUUCGAGCCCAGGGGAUGGGUUUUUGGCCACUUCCUCUGCUACUUCGUCUUUCUGAUGCAGCCGGUGACCGUCUACGUUUCGGUCUUCACGUUGACGGUGAUCGCAGUGGACAGGUACCACGCCACCGUUUACCCCCUCAGGAGACGGUUGACCAUUCCUACCUGCGCCUACAUUCUAGCUGGAAUUUGGCUGCUGAGUUGUUUAAUGGCCGCCCCGGCCUUGGCACACACCUACCACGUUGAGUUCCCUCAGCUGGACUUCUCCAUCUGUGAGGAGUUUUGGUUUGGGAUGGAGAAGAAACGCCUGGCGUACGCCUACAGCACCCUCAUCCUAACCUAUGCCCUUCCUUUCAUUAUCAUCGCCCUGUCCUACCUGAGGAUCUCCGUCAAACUGAAGAACCGGGUGGUCCCCGGGAACAUCACCAACGUGCAGGCCGAGUGGGACAGGGCCAGGAGGAAGAAGACCUUCCGCUUGUUGGUACUGGUGGUGGGGGCCUUCGGCAUGUGUUGGCUGCCGCUGCAUAUCUUCAAUAUAAUGAAAGAUAUUGAUAUUCAUCUCAUCGACAAGCAGUACUUUAACCUGGUGCAGCUGCUGUGCCAUUGGUUGGCCAUGAUGUCGGCCUGCACCAACUCCUUGCUCUACGCCUGGUUGCACGACAGCUUCCGAGGGGAACUCAAAAAGAUGUUUCUGUGGAAGAGGAAAAGGAUAGGGCCCACGGCGCCUUGUGUCCUCAGCGUGGUCCUGUAAUUUAUAGAGAGGGAAACAAUGUCCAGAUGGCCCGGCAACUUGUUUGCGCACAGUGGCAUAAACCCCAUGCAUUAUGGAACAGUGGUUUGUACACUUUGCUGGAGAGGAAUGGGGGGG
Molecule: messenger RNA, 1312 nt
Organism: Xenopus tropicalis (tropical clawed frog)
Lineage: Eukaryota; Metazoa; Chordata; Amphibia; Anura; Pipidae
Gene: prlhr
Product: prolactin releasing hormone receptor
Exons: 2
Coding region: 164-1195 (343 amino acids)
Biological process (GO): G protein-coupled receptor signaling pathway; signal transduction
Cellular component (GO): membrane
Molecular function (GO): G protein-coupled receptor activity; neuropeptide Y receptor activity
Source: RefSeq, a predicted model, not a curated record